GCAUGCGCAGAUGAGGAUUGAAAGAGGAAAAAAUCGCUCACUACCUGACAAGCUGAUAUCUGCUCUGAUCUUCGUCAUUUAGUGCUGCAAAAAUGGCUAAAAUGGUGAUGUUGGCUUCUCCCACAAUAAUUCCUGUAUUGAUGUCGCUGUUCUUACAGGUUAAUUCAUACGGUGACAUCAUAAAGAAUCACACCAAGGGUUAUUGUGUGUGGUACGAUCAAUGUACAACUGGGGACAAGCCGAAGAAUUGCCUUUACAAUGGACCGGCCAAGAAUUUAACCAAUCCAAAAGGUGUGCAGAUAUUGAACAGUUUAUGCCCAGAAUUGAGGGAUCAACCAACAUGUUGUUCAACCAAACAACUGCAAUCGUUGGAUAACAAUUUGAAGAUGUUCAUUCAACUUACCGGUCGUUGUCCCGCCUGUUGGAACAACAUGAGAAGGCUGUAUUGUCAGCUUACCUGCAGUCAGGAUCAGUCGCUUUUCCUGGAUCCAACUGUGGUGUACCCAUUUACACCAUCGCCUUCUAUUAAACAAUAUAUCUUGGAAGUUCAAUAUUUUGUUUCACCUCAAUUUAAACAGGGUCUGUUCGACUCCUGCAAAGACGUCACUUUUCCUGGAAGCAGCGAGAAGGUUUUGAGUCUCCUUUGUGGUACUACCGCCGAGCUGUGCACUCCAGAUAAACUCCUUCGAUACAUGGGAAGCCCAAUCAAUGGAUAUGCUUCAUUCACUGUCGAUUUUCCUGACAAUCUAACUUCAAAUCUUUCAUGGAUGAACCAAACUGUUUUUAAGUGUAACAAGCCAUUUAUAGAUCCCCAAACAAACAGGACAGCAAGUGUUUGUAGUUGCCAAGACUGUGCUGCAAGUUGUCCAGUGCGAAAAGAACGACUGACCAUCAAAUCCACUCACCCUUCACCUGCAGGAUAUCAUCGAUACGCAGAUGAUAAGUGGAUUCCAUUUGGUCCAAUCUUUCACUUGGAGCUGUUAAAUCAGGCCUUGGAGCUUCAAACUGCGAUCUCCACUAUGAAGGUACUAUUUGAGAACUCAACCAUUACCUUAGAGGACAUUUGUCAAAAUUCGACAGAUCACCUGCCAUUUGCUCCACCAGUGACCGAGCGAUGUGAAAUCCAAAGUGUUUUCCAGUAUUUCCAGAACAACAAGACGAGGUUAAAUAAAUGCCUCACCAGCAUGGGUUGGAAUUGCAGCUAUGGACACAAAUUCGAUUUCAAAUUCGCUGACUUCCAUGAUCACCUGUUAUUUUGCAUGAGGUAUCCCGCCUCGCCAUUCGAAGAAAUGCUUCAAGAACCGUGUAUCGCAGCCUUUGGAGGUGCUGUUCUUCCGGGAGAUGUGUUAGCUGGCUUUCCAAGCCCGGUGUAUCACAACGCAACAUCUUUGGAGAUUACAUUUUUGGUGAAGAAUUUCCUCAAAGACAGCAAAAUGGCAGAAGUGAUAGCCUGGGAAAAAGCUUUCCAGCUGUACAUGGAGGAUUAUGUGAAAAAUCCUUUGCAUGCCAAUCUCACCAUUACUUACUCCACACCAGAAAUGUCUAAGGACUUUUUAUACGUAUGACAUGUGCAAGACAAAUUUCCAACUGAAAAAGGUUUAAUUUGUUCUAUAUCACUAACUGCAUGCUCAUGAUUUGAAAACAUAUUAAUUUUUAAAAUUUUUGGGAUCUUUUAACCAUAACAUUAAACGUAGGAUCUCUCGAAAAUGUGCUAGUCUGUCCAAGACAGCUAUUUUGUGGGAAUAAGCGAAAAAGCCAGUCUUCGUCGCGCCAGACUUCCGCUGAUUUUCGCUCCCUCGGUUUUUCGCUCGUGUCCGUUGAGCGGCAGCCCGGCUCAGGCUAAAAAGGGACAUCUGAAUAGAGGGGAACUUCAGGUUGAAUUCGAGUGCAAAAGACGAGGCGAGUGAGAGCUGAAUCUUAUUCAGGUUUACCAUAUCUUAAAACAGUAAGACUGUGUAACCUUCCUUUACUAUAAUUAACUCCUAAGCCCAUGCAAAUUAAUACAAUUAAAGCUGUAAUAAUCCA
Messenger RNA from Pocillopora verrucosa, 2025 nucleotides. RefSeq names its product NPC intracellular cholesterol transporter 1-like. NCBI's taxonomy places the organism in Eukaryota, Metazoa, Cnidaria, Anthozoa, Scleractinia, Pocilloporidae. Gene Ontology annotation, biological process: sterol transport. The record is from RefSeq and is a predicted model, not a curated record. Gene Ontology annotation, cellular component: membrane. Gene Ontology annotation, molecular function: sterol binding.